AUGAACCUCCUCUCCCUUCCCGCUCGCCAAAACGCAGCUCUUCCAGAAGACCCUGAAAUCUGGCCCAUCGUCAAAGACUUCAUCAAGGAGAAGCUUAAGAACCGAUCCAGCGCUUCCUCAAACAAGAGCUCUACCAACACAUUCUCUGAGAAUUCCUCAAUUCAUUCCACCGUUUCCAACGCAACGACUCUAAAGGAAUCUGUGGCUGGCAACAAGAAGAAGUGGUACUCAUUGAGUCCCAAGUCCAAGAUUAUCUUGACUUCAGACCACAAGUACAUCAAGGAUUCCGACAAAAAGGCUGCUGUCGAGGCCGUGCACAACCAGGCUGUUGCCAGCUACCUCACCAUGCGCUAA
Messenger RNA from Penicillium odoratum, 354 nucleotides. RefSeq lists its product as uncharacterized. The transcript has a single exon. Bases 1 to 354 code for a protein of 117 amino acids. The record is from RefSeq and is a predicted model, not a curated record. Lineage: Eukaryota; Fungi; Ascomycota; Eurotiomycetes; Eurotiales; Aspergillaceae.